Molecule: messenger RNA, 4071 nt
Organism: Callorhinchus milii (elephant shark)
Lineage: Eukaryota; Metazoa; Chordata; Chondrichthyes; Chimaeriformes; Callorhinchidae
Gene: kansl1l
Product: KAT8 regulatory NSL complex subunit 1-like
Exons: 16
Coding region: 355-3570 (1071 amino acids)
Cellular component (GO): NSL complex
Molecular function (GO): histone acetyltransferase binding
Source: RefSeq, a predicted model, not a curated record
AAAAAAAACUCUCCCUUUUCUCUCCCGUCCUUCAUUCCCUCCCUCCCUCCUUCCCUCCCCAUUUUAUGAAUCUUAGUAUUUUUGGAUAUAUCGUGUAUCACACCCCCUCCUCCUCCCCCCGUGGAUGUGUUCCGAGGUGGAGGAGAAGCAGAAAGAAGGAAGUCAUUGAGAGCCUCGGGGUGUGUGUUGUGUGGGGCGAUGAGAGAGCGAGCCGAGCCGUUUGUUUUUUUUCCUCUGUUUUUCCUCUCCGCGGCUUUGUCGUUGGUUCUCGCGCUGCAGUAAACAGAGCUCGAGCCCAGUCACGUGGAGCGAAGCUAUAUUUUUGUUUCCUUGGAUCUGCCGUGGAAGCGCUGCAUGGCUACAAUGGCUCCAGCUCUGACAGAAACAGCCACCGAGGGACAUGGAUUCCAGCUGUCUUCAUCUUCUUUACCUUCGAGUUCUAUUGAACUUGACACAUUUGUGCACAAAAGUGACACUGCUACAGAACAACAGAAGCUAAAUGGGGAUUGUGAAACACAGUCUGCUUGGUCUCAACUUACUUAUCCACAUACAGCUCACGGGCUCAACACUGAUGCAAAAGAUUUGAAACAUUUACCUUAUGGAUCUGCAAUUAUACACUCAUCAAUCCCUAAUAAUACAGCCUUGUUAACCAGUACUAGUUCAUUAUUAGACAUACUUUCUUUAAACUAUAAUCUUACUAGUAGAAAGAAAUUAUUUAAUAAGGACACACCAGCUAUUCUUACUAAAAAUAACAUAUGUUAUGAUAGAAUAAAGUCAACAUCUGCUUCUAAUGUUAACAAAAAAUAUAUUUUACCUGAAGCAAAUCUAAGUCGUAAUAAAAACGGUACAAAAGAUUUAAGGGGCCAAAAAAACAGUCCUUUGAAGAGUAAAGGCAUGUUAAGUGCUACUAGUAAAAUGCAUUUGGCUUGUGAUUCAGCUUCGGUGAACCUUUAUGCUUCUGGUGGUACAUCCGCAACUGAACAAGCAGAGUUUAGGCCAAGUAAAAUUAAUAGUACUUCUAGUGCUCCAGCAGUGCAUAUUCGUCAGAAAGGUAAUUUAUUGAAUGGUGCCAGACAGUCAGUACUGCAGAGAAAAGAAGAAAGGCUACUCAGUCAUUCCACAAGUGCAAGGGAAGCUGAGAUGAAUACUCAGCUGCUUCAGUGUCUUGGCAGACAGCAAGAGCUAGCUAAAAAGGCCAGCAGACUUAGAAAACGCUUGCAAGAAUUCCAGGCAAAACAUGUUGAGUACCACGUUAAGCAUGAAAUGCAGAAACUAGUAGAAUACAAGCACCAAAGUCAGGAAGCACUUCAUGGCUCUGUUAGACAUUUGGAUGAUGUGUUUAACAGUUCAGAAAAUAAACCUGCAGUUAUUGCUGAAAUAAAACCAGAUAACAGUGGGCAGACUGGUUUGAUUCCAAAUCUCGACAACUGUGAACUCUAUAAAUACACCUCCUAUUCCAAAGCUCUGCUUUCGCACGUAGAAGAAAACGUGGACUCUGAUGCAACUGGAAGCAGCUCAGAUGGGGAUUCUGAUAGUGAAGAAAUUUCACUGAAAAGGAGUGUAUCAGAGUCUGAAUGGAGAUGGAACAUGGAUCGAACUGGCAUUGCAAGUCGCUGGACAUGGCUUCAAGCCCAGAUCUCAGAGCUGGAAUAUAGAAUACGGCAGAUAAAUGACAUCUACCGGCAUAUACGUGCUACAAAGGGGAUGGUAAUCCUAGAAGAAUCCCAGCCUUCCAAAGACAUUCUGAAAAAGCAGAAGUGUUUGACAGAAGCAGGAGCUUUACUAAAUGCAACAGGGGAUAAUAAAACCUCUAUAGAGAAAAAGGAUUCAACUCCGGAAUGCAAUUUGGAAAUGUCACCAAGCAGUCCUUCUCUUCUUUUGAGAAAUAUAGAUAAACAGAGUGCACAGCUAACAGAAUCAGUCAACAGUUUGAUUCCUCCGCUCAACUUAUCUCCUGAUUCUUCUCCUGUCUCCUCUAAGCCUUGCAGACGACUUGAUGGAAUUAAAUGCAGUAUUUUAGGUGGUGAUGAAUCCAGCUCUUCAAACAGCUCUGUUUCAGAGGAACGUUUUUCUAAGAAAAAGCACCUGGACAGGACUGCACAGAGGCUUCUCUCUGUGGAUGACACGUGUGCAUCAGCCAGAACUAGGCCUCUUCGAACAUGGCAUAAACGAAGACUUUUCAGCUCUGUAUAUAAUGGAAGCAGAAAGGCUACAGCUAUGCAGUGUAAAUGUUCCUGGCCAACAUUCUGUAAAAUCUGUGGCUUCAAUAUGGCAAUAGACUCGAUGACAAUGACCUUGGAAGAGCAAGUAGCUCUGCUGGAUCCUUGCUUCCACCCAGUGUUGUCAUUCCAUUGUGAUGUUCCUCUUAAUAUACACUUACAAGCUGUGUUCUAUAAGGAGGAAUGGAACAAUCGACCAAUUCCAUUAUUUAUGAAUGAAUUAAAGUCUUCCUUAUCAAACAAUACACCUUGUAAACCCCAUACAUGUGAUGAUAACUUGGUUUUGGCCAGAUGCAAUGGCACUAAAGACAGUUAUGCAAAGGUGCCCAAGCAGCAUUGGAAUGAGUCACCAUCUGCCGCUAAGACUCCAACAGAAGGGCUAAGGAAAUCCUUCAGAGAAAUAAAAAAGAGACAUUCUAAUGAGAAAACAGCUGUUGUAAGUAAACGACAUUGUGGUCCAGAGAAUUCCAGUGAAUCCCCAUCAGCUUCAUCAAUGAGACACAUACAGACACCAGUGCCUGUUCAGCAAACUCCAUGUUCCAGCCCAAUAGAUAUCUCAACACCAAGAUCAACACCAUCCCACAGACCAUUUUCACAGAUGAAAGAUAAUCUUUUACGACAAAAGCAGCAAAGUGAAUUCUGCUAUGAUAUUGACAACAUUGUGAUCCCCAUGUCGUUGGUUGCCACCUCCAAGAUAGAGAAGCUUCAGUAUAAGGAAAUCAUCACACCAAGCUGGCGAAUUGUUGAUAUGAAACCUUUGCAUUCACGGGAAAAAGAGCUGGAAAACACUUCAGAUGAAGCAUUUGCUUCACGGCAUAAAAAUUAUGAAGAAAGAGAACAAGCAAGGUGGUUCUUGUGGGAGCAAAGCAGAUGUCAUCGAAGAAGUAACAGGAUAUCAUUUAGUAAGAACACUGAUGGGCAUUUGACCUCACCGCUUCCACCUGCUUCUUCAGACAGUGAAAACCAGUUCAACCCCUGCAGCUCAGUGCACUGUGUGUCUGAAAUAACACAGAGUGAAGAGACUUACUAUUUGUCCCUGGAAGGAGUACAUGAUCAAAUGAUUGAAUGCCCAUGGAAUUGUCGCACUUUUCCUUUGAGUGACAAAGACAUAAUUGCCUUAACUCAGGAGGACAGUAUUCCAUGUGGCCCUCUACAAAUCUCAAAGUCUUGCUUCGCAUCACCCAGUUUGGACACUGCAGCUUAUAACCUAUCCUCAUGUGUCACUCCUCCUUCAGUUCCAUCACCAUCUACUGGCCAGGUAAAUGCUGGUGCAAUACAAGAAGAAAUAGCACAGCAAGGUGAAUAUAGAGUCAAUCACCGGAGUCACAUUACAAAGAAACAAUGGCGAUAAACAUGGGGAGUUAUUUUGCAAAUACAGGAGAAAAAUAAUGAAUAAUCAAAAGACUAAAACAAUAAAUUGAAGGAGACAACCACAACAAGAAGCCACAGGAGGGAAUCAAAAUACACCUGCAAUACGCUUUGGACUGAUUUUAGUGCAAAAGCUCUAAAAUGCAACUCAACAACCAUGCAUAUUUUGAAUCAAAUUCCAGUGGCUGCUUAACAUCAAAGGAAAUGGGUGCAGAUCAUUUGACAGAAUGUCAAAGUCUGAAAAAGCAUCCAGUCCAGUGGAGAAUUUACAGUGCAUUAAUGGACAUUCAACACUAUGCUUUUACUGGGCAUUUCUGCAUAUUUGACCAGCAGCUGGCUCUGUGGUCCUAGCAAUUAGAUCAAGACAAUUCUUGAGUAAAUUUUAUGUGUUCAGAUGUUGUUCAACUGCUUGUUCUGUUUUAUUUUGUCACACCUUGUUGCCUUGUAACAGUUACUUUUUAAAGUAAAGAUAUUUUAGUAAAGA